Molecule: messenger RNA, 1893 nt
Organism: Neocloeon triangulifer
Lineage: Eukaryota; Metazoa; Arthropoda; Insecta; Ephemeroptera; Baetidae
Exons: 2
Coding region: 143-1066 (307 amino acids)
Biological process (GO): regulation of DNA-templated transcription
Cellular component (GO): nucleus
Source: RefSeq, a predicted model, not a curated record
ACCCUCCGGUCCUUAUUGGGGGUGGGUGUUGUUCGGCGGCACAGCCGGCCCUGCCGUCGUCGUCAGUGUGCUCGCACCCGCCGUCCUCGAAGCACCCAAAGCUGCCAACUGCAUCUUCUCGCGCCGACCAUCUGGUAUCAGGAUGACUAUGGAUUUGCAGCAGCGAUCCAGGGAGCCCUGCGCAGGAUGCAACGACUCAGGUCGCAGACCAAACAGCCCAAGUGGCACCCUGAAGUCGGCCGCCGAAAUCACUACGCCCUCUGCCGUGAAAAGGAGCUUUGACGUCGCCUUCCUCGUCUCGCCCGACAUCAAAAUGAACAAGAAGGAGGACUUGCAGGUCACGCACGACCUGAGCCGCAAGAGCGCUUUCACGAAGGUCGUCAAUGGUAAGGAGUCACCUGAGCGGUCGCCCUUCGACUUCACCCCGAAGCACUUCCAGCAGCAGAAAGCCACCUUCCAGUCGUACGCCUUUCCUCAGUCCAACCUGAUCCUGAACUCGCCGGGCAGGGACAAGCUGAUCAACAGCUACCUGAGCAAGCCGCGCUCAGGGUACCCCUACUCGAGCGGCGAGAAGGACCUGCUGCACCCCCUGCUGUACCCUGCCGAGGCGUACAUCUCGGCCGCCUACCCCUACUCCAACUUCAUGUCUUCGCCCUCCCCUCCGCAGCCUCGCGACCUGACGCGCGCCUCCAACCCCCCCUCCUCUACCUCAGGUUCGUCGCCGGCAACGGUGGCGCCGUCUUUUCUGUCGGUGGCCGUUUCGCCGGCGGUGUCGUCGCUGCUGCCGCCGUCGCUGGCCGCCCUGAGUCUGCCGGCGCAGAACGUGUGCGCCAAGUGCAACCUGAGCUUCCGCAUGACCUCCGACCUGGUGUACCACAUGCGGUCGCACCACAAGCACGAGGCGGCCGACCCGUUGCGGCGCAAGCGCGAGGAGAAACUCAAGUGUCCGGUGUGCAGCGAAAGUUUCCGCGAGCGCCACCACCUGACGCGCCACAUGACGGCCCACCAGGACAAGGCCGGCGACAGGGAGGACCCUGCCGACCUGCUCGUCAGCGCCGCCAAGUGACGCCAGCCGGCGGCCAAAAGGGCCACGGCCGCCCACCUCGUGCUGCAGCAGCCCUUCGGCCAGUUCCACGAUUGAAAUCAGACUUAAAGUGGCUUUAAGGGGGUGAGAACUUUGACAAAAUUUGAAGAAUUAUAAAGAUAAUAAAUUUAAAUUUUAGCCCUGGUGAUUCAAGUGGGUGUUUUUAGAAAAAAAAAAUCAUAGUCAGUUCAAAUUUUUUUAACAAAAUAAAAUAAUUCUGUUAUUUUUUGUGAAAACUGAUAGAAUGUUUGCGCGAAUCUACCCCUUUUAAAGCCACGAAGAUUAUCUUAAAUUUAGGAAACGUUGUUGAAUUGUAUCUAAUCCUCAGUCGGGGCCCAAAAUAACAAUUGAGAAAUGUUAAAUAAAUUGCAUUCGCCCGUGAAAAAUGUAUAAUGUUAGGCCUAAAUUGGACGAGAUAAGCAUGUACUUGUGUUAUAUAUACCCACGCGACAUUGUUAAGCUGUGCACGCUGAAUUUUCUCUCCUUAUCAAGACCAAGCUAAUUAGUUGAUGAUGUACUUUGUUACUCGCUGGUAUGUUUGGCUAAUCAAAUACUACACGCGGUAGAUUUAGAGAGAUGAAAUCUUGCACGCAGACCUCUCACCUUAUCGCCGGGCUAAGUGCAUGUGAGAUGAAUAUUAAGUGCGCCGUGUGUAACCUCUGAGCAAAUUAACUUUCCCCUCGGCCCCCAAACCAUUAUCACGCUCUCCAUCAUAUUCCGUCGGCCACUCGACUAUACCAUCAGUGUUUGACGUGCAGCUCUAGUCCGUUACGUAUAUUUGUGUUCAAUGUGAUCUUAAGAUAAUUGAU